UCAAAGCAAAAUCCUUUGCUUAAUAAUCUGAGUGUUCUAUUUAUUAUAAAUUGUGCGAAUUUUUGUACACGUUUUCCCUUACAUGAUUGCUUAAUCAAUUCCGUUUUAUUUAAAGAGGAUAUUACAUAAUAGUUAAUAAAUAUUACAUUAAAUGUCAUCGUAGGUAUUCAUUAUUCAAUUAUUAAGUGAUUAGUGCGGUGCAUUUUUUGUUUGUUUUGUUAUCGUAACUUAUAAAUUAUUUUGAUAAAAAUCAGGAUAUAAGGUUUCAAUCAACCCUUUAUAUAAAGCUUUUAACUUUUCUUCUGUUGCAUAGUUUUCGCUAAUGGUGUCCGGUUCUGUUAGUUUGUGUGAUUUUUAAAUUUCGUGCGUGAUUCAAGUUCUUAAAAACUCAUUAUUACAUUUCACUUAAUGCAAUAUCUGUUAAGACUUUCAAACUAUUUUAAAAACCAUAAUUUAUUUUAAACCUUUAUUAAAGACUCACAAGGAAAUAAAAGAACAUUAGAGAAAUAUUCAAUUUGAAAGCUAACAUUUUUAUAAAAUGCCUCUCGAAGAUUUCAAAACUUUAAAAGAGAAAAACAAACAACGUCUUUUGUAUUUAAUAAACGUAACUUAUUCGUUGGGAAUAAAUAUAACAGCCCCUUCGAGAUUUAAGGAUAAUUUGAGGAUAAUCUCAGUCUACCUUUUGGUAACGAGCAUCUUUACUUUAUAUGGACAUGUUCAAGCCAUGAUUAGAAAUUUUGGAAAUAUUUCUCUUAUGUCAGAGAGCAUUUGUCUUUUCUUCCAAAUUUUAAUUUCUUUUUUAAAACUAAGUUACAUGGCUGUUUUUCAAAGACGCUUUUUUGUAUUGCUAAACAAAGUCGAAACACACGAAUUGGUCAAUGGAUUUGAACUUCUGUCAAUGGAAACACCGUACAAUAAGGAAUUACGAAAAGAUGCAAUUAAAAUUCUCAAUGCAUCUUGGAAGUUCGGAAAAAUACAAUUCUAUUUUUAUAUGUGGGCUUGUGUUAUGAUAUUUUCGUAUUACUUUGUUAUAAAUAUGGGAACAAAUAUUUAUAAUCAUGCUGUUGGCACGGCUAACUAUACAAAUGUUGUUCCCUUUUCUACUCUUUAUCCUUUCUGGGAAGAUAAAUUAAAUCAAUUUCCUCAUUUUCCAAUUUUGGUUUUGCUAACGCUGUCGGGAGCUUCAAUAGCUCCAUCUGUUGCUUUAAGUUUUGAUGGAAUUUUCAUAUACUUAGCUCUUCAUGGAGCAGCAUUAAUACAAAUUCUCAAGAAAGCAAUUCCUCUUACUACUUCUCCAAAAGUUCCUAAGGUUCUACGUCUUGACUAUUUACUUCAAUGUAUUCACCAAUAUGAAGUAACUUACCGAUAUUGUACUGAAGUCAAUGGUUUAUAUCUUCAUCUAACUUUGGCACAGUUCCUUUUAAGUUUGAUUAUUUUGGGAGUCGUAAUGUUUCAAGGAACCGUAGGAUUGGAAACUGAUUAUAUCGUAUUUAUUCGGAUGGUUUUAUAUAUUUCUGCAGCUGGUUACGAAGUUGUUAUUUAUUGUUUGAAUGGACAAGCGAUCAUAAGUGAGAGCGAUGGAAUUUCAAACGCUUGGUAUGAAUGUAAUUGGUAUAACGAAUCGAUUGAAUUUAAACAACUUAUUCGAAUGAUAAUAAUGAGAUCGAAUAGGACCAUUAUUAUGAGAGCUUCUUGGUUUUCCACGAUGUCUUUAACAACUUUAUUAAAUAUAAUGCGAACUAGUGGUUCAUACUUUCUUUUGCUACGAAACUUGGCAUCAUAAAAUUUAAUAACUUAUUUGUAAUCAAUGUUGAUUUCUUUUGGUUUUUGUUGUUGAAUUUGUAGAAGAUUGUAUUUUUAAUAAAACUGAUUUUUGUUCAAUGUUUUUUUUUUCCUGUUAAUAACUUAAAUCAAAUUUGAUUUGAAUGUCAGAAACUGAUUUUUCGCGUUCCAUUGGGUUAUUUUUCGCGUUCCAUUGGGUUAUUUUUGAUUUAAUCAAAAUUGAUCAAAGAUGAUAGGAGAAAUUUAAUUUUUGUUAAAGUUAAAGCUAUUAAAAUGUAUAGGUACCAUAAACAUUGAAGAAAACAGAAAAUCAUUUUUUUUCUUCAAAGAACUAUAUUCAAAUGAAAGCAUAUUUAUUACAAAUAUAAUUGCUUCAAAUUUACAAAUAUUUACAUUUAUUUAUACAACAAUUUGAUUUUGUUUUAACUGAUUUGGUUUUAAUUUACGUAUGGAAACAUAAUUUGUUUUUAAUUUUUUCUUUUUUUGGUUCUACAAAAAAAAAAUAUAUAAAAUAAAACUUUUUAUGAGACUUUUUUUUAUUCAAAUAUAUUGCACACAUAUACGAAUAUAUUGGGUUAGCUAAUUUAUUAAGUUACAUCAAAUUUGUCUUUCAUUUUUAAUUGUUUUCUAAAUUUUUGUUUUUUAAUAUUCACAGAUUUUUCGUCUCAAAACAAUUAUUGUUUUUUUUUUUUUUAAUUUUUAACUCACAAACGAAAUUUAAAUUAGUUAUUUUAAAAGAAAAACAAAAUAGUUUAUAGAAUUUUAUAUCCUAUAUUAUUUUUGUAAAGUGCAAAUAUAUUUUUAUAAAUGGAAUUGCGAAUAUUUAUUGAGUAUUAUCAUGUUCAUGGUCAAUAUUCUUAAUAGUAUUUCUUAUUGUAUUUUUAUGACUUUUUUUUUUAAUUUUCAUUCAUUGAUUAUAUAGUAGUUUUAUUUGUUUAAUGGAGUUUUACAUUUUGGAAUACAUAGAACUACAUACAAAAAAGACUUUCCAAUACAAUUUGUUAUCAUUUAUAGGUUUUAUUAGAAAUUUAUUUAUGAUUUUUUAUAAUUUUUUUUUAUUAAGAACACCAAUAAUAAUUCUUUUGUUUUUAAUUAAAUGUUAUCCUUUUAACUAUAAUUCUAAAACACAACAUCAAAAUGUAAUUUUAUAAUUUCAUGUAUUUAAAUAUGUUUUUAAUUUAAACUUUAUUUUUAUUUUGGUAUAAUUAUAUCAACAGCCUUUUGUUUUUACUUGCUUUGUCUAUUUGUGUGUGUUUUGUAUGCUUUUGUGUUGCUUUUUUUGUUUACUAAAAUUUAUUAAAACAAACCAUAAAUAUUAAUAAUAAUAUAUUAGAACCAUAAAAUAGAUUUUUGUAUCAUUUUUUUGUUUUGUUUCUUAUUCCUGUUUAUUUUGUUGCAUUGUUAAAAAUGAAUUAUUUUUCUUUUACACUUUAUUUUUUUUUGUUCUUGUUGUUUAUUUUUCUUUUUUAAUAACUAUUAUCCUGAGUACAAAAGUUCUUAUAUUUGUUUGUUUAUUACAUUUAUUAGGUAGAAUAAUAUAUAUUUUAAGAAAAAUAAUGAAUGAUUGUUAAUAAUACAAGUUUGAAAGAAAUAAACAAAAAUAAAUAUAAAUUUAUACUUAAUAUUGUCAAUUAUAAUUCUUAAUUUGUUUAUAGUACAUCAUCCUAUAAUAAUAAUAAUAAAUACAUGUUUAACAUUUAAUUUACAUUUUUUGUAUUUUUGUUUUUUGCACACCAUAUAAUUAAAUAUGUAAUUUAUAUAAUACAAAUAUUUAAAUAUGGAAAAUUUUCAUAAUUUAUUGUUAAAAGCUUUUUUUUAUGGUGAUUUGAGAUUAUUUUACGGACAUUUGUAUAUAUUUGACCUUUUUUCAUUUUUGUUUUUGUAUAGACUUGAAAGUUCCGUUAUAAUAUUAAUACAUCAAAGUAAGUUGCGAUAAAGCGUGAGAAUGUAUAUAUGAGUGUUUUUUAAAUGGUUUUUAUUUUUAGAUAAUAAAUAUUUUUCUAUAAGUUCUAGAAAAUGAUUAGUACACAUUUUAUUUUUAAAGUUUUCAUUUAAAAAAAAAAUCCUUCAAAUUAAUAAAAAAUAAACAAAUAAUUUAAUUUAUGGAUUUAUAUAAAAGACAUUAAUUAUAUAUUGUUGAGAGUUUUCCAUUUAUUUAAAAUAAAGAGUCAUGAAUGCUUUUACAUUUAUUAUUCUAUAUUUUGAAACAGCCAUCAGUUAUAUUUUUUUAAAUUAUUUUAAUUCAAUAUUUUUGUAUUUACAGUUAAAGUUUUUUAA
Eupeodes corollae is the source of this 4059-nucleotide messenger RNA. RefSeq names its product odorant receptor 63a-like. The coding region runs from base 539 to 1783 and encodes 414 amino acids. Gene Ontology annotation, biological process: sensory perception of smell; detection of chemical stimulus involved in sensory perception of smell. The record is from RefSeq and is a predicted model, not a curated record. The transcript is spliced from 11 exons. Gene Ontology annotation, cellular component: plasma membrane. Lineage: Eukaryota; Metazoa; Arthropoda; Insecta; Diptera; Syrphidae. Gene Ontology annotation, molecular function: olfactory receptor activity; odorant binding.